GAGCGGCUGAGAGGUUACCACUCAAAUUAUUUUUCCUUUUUUCUCCUGAGAGCAGCUCACUAUCUGUGCUAUUUCCUGAUCUUUCUCUAAUCUUCAUCUCAUCUCUCCCCCCUUCUGUAACGCCCCGCUUCUCUGAAUCCCUUUCUGUUAAUCAUCUGUCUUUCAAGUUAUGAUUUUUGGGUUUGUCUUUUAGUUCACGAAGAAGCAAACUUAGAAGGAUUUCUCGAAAGCCAGGUGUUUUCAGAAUCGAGAUCCAGGUUUUUUUUUUUCACACCUUUUGGGACUUUCAGUUUUUUCUUUCUGAAUUUCUGGAAUUUUCCUCAUCUUUCAAUUGGCUACGAGGGUUGUUUUUGAUCCCUCAAAGCUUUGGUUUUUUUUCUUUAAUUGCUUGGGAUUAUAGGGGUUGGGUAUUUUUGACCUCUCCUGUCCCUCUUUGUAGAAAAUAUUUUCUCUCUUGCUUGGUUGGUUUUAAUUUUUCUGUCUGCAACCAGUGCCUGUUCUUUAGUUUUUUGUGAGACGCAGGUUGAUUUUAGCUUUUAGAUCUGUGGAAGUCAUGGCAGCUACAAUGGAUUUCUACAGUAGCAGACCACUCCAGUCAGAUCCUUUCAGGGGUGAGUUGAUGGAAGUGCUUGAACCUUUUAUGAAAAGUCCUUCCACAACUCCCUCUCCUUCCGCAGACUCAUCCCCUUGUUCAAAUUCCUCUCUACCUUCUACAUCCUACUCUCCUCCUUCCCCCAACUCUUUCUUUUCUUCCCCAUCAGUACCUUCACAGCCCAGUUUUCUGGCAGACGGUUGCUCCACGUCGAUGACCCCUAUAUUUAGCGAUGGGUUAUCGAACAGCCUCAACACAAUGGGUUUCGGGCAACCAAGCUCCGUUCUUGGGCUCAACCACCUAACCCCAUCUCAGAUUUACCAGAUCCAAGCCCAGAUCCAGCUCCAGAACCAUCAAAACCCGUGUUGGCAGCAAAAUAGUGCCAGCACCACCCUUGGCUUCUUGAGUCCCAAACCUAUUCCCAUGAAGCAUACGGGUGUACCUCCCAAACCCACGAAACUCUACAGAGGUGUCAGGCAGCGUCACUGGGGAAAGUGGGUCGCCGAGAUCAGGCUCCCUAAGAACCGCACUCGACUUUGGCUCGGUACCUUUGACACGGCCGAGGAAGCCGCCCUAGCCUAUGACAAGGCUGCUUACAAGCUCAGAGGUGACUUUGCCAGGCUCAACUUUCCCAACCUUCGACACCAAGGUUCUUGCGUCGGCGGCGAGUUCGGGGAGUACAAGCCACUCCAUUCCUCUGUUGACGCCAAGCUUCAAGCAAUAUGCGAAAGUUUGGCCGAUCUUCAGAGUCAGGGGAAGUCCGGGAAGUUGACGAGCUCAUCCAAGAGGUCAGGGGGGCGGUCGAAAGCGGGUUCGAAAGAUUCAAAGCCGGUGGCCAGCGAAGCCGGUGUGAAGGUGGAAAGCUCCUCGUCGCCGGCGACGACGGAGAGCGAGGGAUCCGGCAGUUCUUCUCCCCUGUCUGAUUUGACUUUUGCGGACGGGAGCGAGCCUCAGUGGGACGGGGUUCUGGAUAAUCUGAAUCUGCAAAAGUACCCUUCUUACGAGAUUGAUUGGGCAUCUCUGUGAGGGCAUACAUAUGGUUCUAGUGCAUGUGUUAUAUGUAAUCUUGAGUUUAAUUCUAGUUCAGAGUCGUAUCAUGCAUAGUCAUUAGGUGUUAGGGAGGCCGUUGCAGUGGAAUUUUAGACAUUGCGGGCUACUCUUAUGAUUUGAAUCAGUGUUAGUUGCGGUUCUGUCAAUAUGAUGUAAUGUCUACCGCGGGGAGCCGGUUUUUUCUCGCUUGCCCGUGGGGGAGGAGUAUAUCUCCUGCUAGGUCCUAGGUGUUUAUCAUUGUAAUUUGACUCUUUUAUGGUAUUUCGUCUAUAUUUGUGUUUCGUGUUUGUGGAUA
Neltuma alba is the source of this 1937-nucleotide messenger RNA. Its product is annotated as ethylene-responsive transcription factor RAP2-4. The record is from RefSeq and is a predicted model, not a curated record. Gene Ontology annotation, cellular component: nucleus. Gene Ontology annotation, biological process: regulation of DNA-templated transcription. Gene Ontology annotation, molecular function: sequence-specific DNA binding; DNA-binding transcription factor activity. The coding region runs from base 554 to 1618 and encodes 354 amino acids. Lineage: Eukaryota; Viridiplantae; Streptophyta; Magnoliopsida; Fabales; Fabaceae. The transcript has a single exon.